This is a messenger RNA of Bathycoccus prasinos, 1053 nucleotides long. RefSeq lists its product with no specific name. The transcript has a single exon. Lineage: Eukaryota; Viridiplantae; Chlorophyta; Mamiellophyceae; Mamiellales; Bathycoccaceae. Bases 1 to 1053 code for a protein of 350 amino acids. Gene Ontology annotation, biological process: lipid metabolic process. The record is from RefSeq and is a predicted model, not a curated record.
AUGCGUGGCGGCGGCGGGAUCAGUUUCUACCUCUUUUUCCUCCUCGUUUUUAGCAGGAGCGAAGCUCGGGAAAUGCAUUCGAAACGACACCAACAACUUUUCAAAGAGUUGAAGAUACCACCGAUAUCCCCUUUGAACCCAUCGAAAGACUUCUCCGUGAGCGAAGCGAUCAGGUUUCGCCGUUUGAGCGGGGCGGCGUAUUGCGAACGAGGGUUACAAAACUGGACGUGUGAAUUUUGCGACGAACAAUCCUUGGUGGACGUGACCGUGUUUGAAUCGGAGAAGCGAUUCGUGAAAGGUUUUAUAGGGUACGAUAAGGAGAGGCGACGAGCGGUGGUCUCGUUUCGAGGGACCGAGCCGAAAUCGUUCGAGAAUUGGUUGGAAAAUUUGGAUGCCACGCACGCGGGGUUCCCGGUGGCUGAUUUUGAAGGGAAAGGAAGAGUUCACGCGGGGUUUUUAGAUGCGUACGUGCAGAUUCGAUUGAACUUGACGUACGCCGUCGCGAGGUUGAGCGAGAAGUAUAGCAGUUUUGAAUCGGACGAUGAUGGUGUUCGUUUGAGUGUAGAAGAAAAAGGAGAAAAGAAGGAUGAGAGUAGCAGUAAGAAUGAGAAAGAUUUGCCACCCUUUCCGAUUGAAAUUACCGGGCACUCGUUGGGCGGAGCCUUGGCGACGAUCGCGGCGAUGGAUUUGGAAAGCGGCAAUCACGAUCCCGAUCGGAAACACAUCAUACAGAAGAAAGUGGACGUAAAGAGCGUGUAUACGUUUGGAUCUCCGCGCGUUGGCGAUGGCGUGUUUGCGGAGAUUUACGCAGAACGGCUCGGUUUCAAAACGUACAGAUUGACUCACGGAAGAGACGUCGUGCCUUCCGUACCGAAUACUCUUCUGGGAUUUCGCCACGUCCCGACCGAGGUGUACGAAGAUCGAAACGGAAAUAUCACCAUCGGCGAUGGAAGCGGUGAAUGGAAAGGCGGCGAAGAUCACGUGUGGAGACGGUAUAGCGUGAGCGAUCACUUGUAUUAUUUAGGAGAAUACAUUUGCGGGUGCAAUUCUUGA